Molecule: messenger RNA, 1257 nt
Organism: Molossus molossus (Pallas's mastiff bat)
Lineage: Eukaryota; Metazoa; Chordata; Mammalia; Chiroptera; Molossidae
Gene: NCCRP1
Product: NCCRP1, F-box associated domain containing
Exons: 6
Coding region: 39-827 (262 amino acids)
Biological process (GO): glycoprotein catabolic process; SCF-dependent proteasomal ubiquitin-dependent protein catabolic process
Cellular component (GO): cytoplasm; SCF ubiquitin ligase complex
Molecular function (GO): ubiquitin protein ligase activity
Source: RefSeq, a predicted model, not a curated record
CCCUGCAGAGCUGCCGGGACAGUCUCCAGACCCGACUGAUGGAGGAGGUGCGGGAGGGACACGGCGGGAUGGAGGCCGAGGAGCCCGCGAGCCCCCAGGAGCCGCCCUCGCCCCCUUCGCUGCCUUCACCGACGUCGCCGCCGCCACCUGCUGCUCCCGAGAGCCCCGGGUUGUCCCCGCUAGAGCAGCCGUCGGAGGCCCACGCGCGGCAGCUGCUGCUGGAGGAGUGGGGGCCGCCGGGCGGGAGCCUGGAGCUGCCGCCGGGCAUCACCUGGAAGCUGCUCCUCCUGCGGCGGCCCCUCUACCGCAACCUGCUGCGCUCGCCCAACCCCGAAGGCAUCAACAUUUAUGAGCCAGCGCCCCCUACUGGCCCCACACAGCAGCCCCUGGAGUCUCUGGGCAACUUCCGGGGGUGGUACAUCAGGACUGAGCAGCUCCAGCACAACUGCAGCUGGACGGUGAAGCAUCAGUGUGUGGAUCUGCUGGCUGAGGGCCUGUGGGAGGAGCUGCUGGAUGACGAGCAGCCAGACAUCACAGUCAUGGACUGGUUUGAGGACAGCCGGCUGGACACGUGCGUCUAUGAGCUGCACGUCUGGCUGCUGGCAGCUGACCGCCACACCAUCAUUGCCCAGCACCAUGUGGCCCCCCGGACAUCGGGGAGGGGUCCUCCGGGCCACUGGGUCCAGGUGUCCCACGUAUUCCGCCAGUACGGCCCUGGGGUGCGCUUCGUACACUUCCUGCACAAGACCAAGAACCGCCAGGAGCCGGGUGGGCUGCUGCGGACCAGGGUGACUGACUCUUCCGUGUCGGUGCAGUUCAGGGAGUGACUGGCUGGUGCCGGGUCGUGCUGACCCCUGGUCUCAUCUCUCUACGCCUUGUCACCUCCCUGACCCUUGAAACCUCCCUGACACUGUCACUCCCUGACCCUUGGAACCUCCCUGACCCUUAGCUGUUCCUAACCCAGAGCACCUCACUGACCCUUCAGCAUCACCCUGUUCCCUUAGCACCUCCCUGAUGCUCAGCGUCCCCUCCACCACCCCUAAUGCCUUCAGGACCCCUCAGCCUCUCCCUGGUUGCUCACCGCCUCCUGGGCCUGGGCCCCUGGACCCUGCCUGGUCCUUGGCUUCUCACUGGACAUCUUCCCACCCUGAGUGUCUGACUCCAGCUUUUCCCCUGUGUGCUCUGGGCUCCGGGAGCGCAGGAGCAUGCACUCAGUAAAUCCUUGUUCACUAACAAAUAAACACAGGUGCCCAAGGA